Molecule: messenger RNA, 2604 nt
Organism: Drosophila subobscura
Lineage: Eukaryota; Metazoa; Arthropoda; Insecta; Diptera; Drosophilidae
Exons: 3
Coding region: 207-1865 (552 amino acids)
Biological process (GO): cell surface receptor signaling pathway via JAK-STAT; embryonic development via the syncytial blastoderm
Source: RefSeq, a predicted model, not a curated record
GUCCCUUUUCUCGACCAGAUUUCGCCCUGGAAAAUCUAGCACAUCCAUAAAAGGCGCCAAAAAUUUAAAAUCAUAAAAAGAAAAUGUCAAAAAAGCCGAACAAAAUUCUUAAGGUUACCGAAAGAUUGCAGUUGCACUUCCCCUGAAGGAAGACCAUUCUGUAAGGAUUUUCGUAGUGGAAAUAGGACUCGGAGUCGCAGUCGCCGAUGGCUGAUCGUCUGCUAGGUGUCCAUCAGGGCCUGGCUGAAGACUUUUGCAUGGCUGAUACUCAUUUUGCGUACUUUUCUAUAUCCUCCCGCUCUCACGACACGGACACUGAAUCACAAAUAAACACCAUCACGGAUGUGGAUCCAUCUACAGUUGGUUGGCAGUGCGCUGCAACCACAGCGAAAGACACCAAGACGGCCGUGAACGGGAACAGGAACAGCAACGAGCCCGGGACGAGGAUCCAACUCGGAGGGCAUCGGAGUCCAAGGGCCGUGCGGCAGGAAAAUGCGGAUAUGUGCUACCAACUGCCGCACUUAAUCUCCCUGCUCCUCAUCCUUGCGCUCAACGUGCUGCUCGCGGCACCCGCCCACACCAUGGCCAUGCGGACCGCCAGCGGCGGCCUCACGGUGCUCGAUGCCAAUCGCCUCCGCACCACCAGCACCACCACCACCUCCAGCAGCAGCAUGGCCAGUCCCAGUCCCAGCCCCAGCCCCACCCUCAGCAGCAACCUCAGUGCCAGCACUGGCUCCGUAGGCACGGGCUCAUCCGGCUAUUCCUCGCAGCCGCGCAAGCGGCACAGGAAGAGGAAUAGCAAUUGGAUUGACUACCGCAACUUCAACGAGAGCACCACAGCCCUGGAGUGGGUGAACCCCUGCGGGGGCUCCUACCAUCCAUCGGUUGGGGAUCGCUUCAACCGCCUACGACCUAGGCAGAGCUUCAAUCAGCUGAAGCGCCACGCCUUCCGGGAGUACCGCGGACUCAACAGCAGCCAGGACUCGGUGAUCGACAUACGGAAUAUGACCAUGUGGUCGCUGCAUACGCAAAACUACAAGUUCCUGCCCAAGCUCAAGCCCAACUCUACGAUUGCCUUGAAGCGCUGGUACCGCAACAUGCAAACGUACGUGGCCAGCUUUGCCUUUUUGCGGCGACUCCAGAUACGCUGGGACCAGCGCUUUAUCACCCGCGAGUCGACCACAGCACGGGAACUGAGGGAGCUGCUGCUCAGCUCUCGGCGCAUUCUCUGCGAGCUGGAGACGGCCGUGAAUCAGACCAGUCCCCGCCGCAAGCAUCGGCGCAGUGGCCCCGGAUCCCCCAACGGGAUCUCCGGCGGCAUGGGCGUGCAGCUGCCACAAAUCUCGCGGAACGAGAUGAACAAGCGACUCAAAUUGCGCAGCAAGGGCACUGGCGGUCCGGCUACCAUUUCAGAAGCCAUCACCGGCUCCAUGCGACUGUCCAACGAGGCGGACUCCAUUGACAUGCGGUUCGUGAAGCAUCACUACUACGAGUUCGUGCGCACCAUGUGGCAGCUGCUCCGGCGCGACGGCAAGCGGGCGAAGAAACGCUCCCAUCGGCCCCACCAGAAGCCGCAGCAGCAGCACCAGCAGCAGCAGCAGCUGCCUCGUAAGUCGCAGAGGGAGCGCCAGAGCCAAGCCGGUGGACAGCAGCCGGCGAAUCGGAGCUUCAGCCGAUUACGGAGUGAAACCAGUUCCACAUCGAGCUCCAGCUCCAAUAGCAGGGACUUCAAUGAGGUCUCCAAGCCAGCGAUGAAGUCCAAGUCCACCGGUGGGAUCAGCGGCGGCAUUGGAGGGAGACGCGGCAAGCGGCAGUCGGCGGCAGCAGGCAGACAGCAGAGGCAGCGACGCGUGCAGCGCACGUGAAACAUAACCGAAGCAAACCCCGAUACCAAUCCGCCAAUCAAACACUAUUUCAAACUUCCACCACUACAGAAAUCGAUCUAUAGAUGGUAUGUUAUAGUAAAGUAUUUGAAUGUCAUCCCAUGGCACUCUACCUCUCUCUUUCACUGCGAUCGUUCGACCAUUCCGAAAGUAUUCCCACUGCAUUCCAUCAUCGCGAAGUAUCAGAAUUUGUGCUAGAUUUGAGGAACCCUUUGGCAGACCAGUUGGUAGGAGGUUCGUAGUAGAGGAUUCCACAGGAAGCACCCCGCAGUUGGCCGCAGUUGCCGUUCUAGUCACAUAAGAGCAACCGCCAGAUCCCCCAACCACAAAACCAGCAAACCAGCAAACCCCAAAGAUCUCUCCGCACAGAGAUCUUUUUCGGCAUCCUAACUGGAAAGUAUUACGCGUAUUUGUAUCUAUUUAUAAUUGUAUUAUUUGUGGCAUCGUUGUAAGCUCUCAAUUGUGUGUAACCCUAGCUCAUAGGCACAUUACAUUAUCCUAUAUUAUAUGCAUAGAUGAUAGUUUGGUUUAAGCCUAACGUUGCAGCGAAGAGCGGCAUACAUUUAUCGAAUCAUUUUUUUUUUGGUAGCUUAGUUUGUGUGACAUCUGUGAUAUAGUCGUGAGUGUUGACAGUACGCAUUGUGCUUAACUAGUUAUUAUUUACCCCCAUCCCACACCCCUUGGCCUCACAGCUCCUGAUUUAUUUGUAAAUAUAUGCAUA